This is a messenger RNA of Verruconis gallopava, 2663 nucleotides long. RefSeq lists its product as uncharacterized. NCBI's taxonomy places the organism in Eukaryota, Fungi, Ascomycota, Dothideomycetes, Venturiales, Sympoventuriaceae. Gene Ontology annotation, cellular component: CCR4-NOT complex; CCR4-NOT core complex; P-body. The transcript is spliced from 2 exons. The record is from RefSeq and is a predicted model, not a curated record. The coding region runs from base 124 to 1593 and encodes 489 amino acids. Gene Ontology annotation, molecular function: poly(A)-specific ribonuclease activity; nucleic acid binding.
CCAAUCUACGCUUGAGCAACCACCGCAAGUUAGCUCGCCGCACAAAAUCACGUCUUUUUCGCACGGCCAUGAGACAUAACUUGUUGAGAAAACACUUCUAAAAAGACAAUCACAGGUUAGAAGAUGUCGCAGGCGCGGACGUACAGACCGCAUCAAAACUCCAACCCUUUCGCUGGUUUCACACACCAGUCAAUACCACAAGCAUCACAUCUCCAACACCCAGCCGCGAGUCUACAGCACAAUCUUGGUGCGCACCCGGGCUUUAGUGGGGGCCCCAAUGGCGGCGUAAAUCUAUUUGGUCCGCAGACAGCCAAUGCGGGCCUCCCAGGCGGCUUCAACGUAAGCGCAGCGCUGGGGAACAGUAGUGGAGGACUGGCAAGUCAAGCUGCACAACUCGGCUUUGCGCAUGGCGCAGCAUUACAGCAGCAGCAUGGACAUGAGGCUGCGAAUGCAAAUACGUUUUCUACGAAAGGCAACAAUUCAAGGAUACGGGACGUCUGGAAGCACAACCUGAAGCAAGAGAUGCAGGCGCUGAGGCAGUUGGUGGAGAAGUAUCCGUACAUCAGCAUGGACACCGAGUUUCCGGGCAUCGUGGCAAGACCGAUGGGCGACUUCCCGAGCAAAGCAAGCUACCACUAUCAGACGCUUCGAACCAACGUCGACAUGCUCCGAAUGAUCCAGCUAGGUAUCACACUGUUUAACGUCGAGGGUAAAGAGGUCGCUCCAACGGAGAUACAAAAUCUGAAGCCUGGAACGUAUCCCUCCAACAUCACAAUCUGCCCAUGCACGUGGACAUUCAACUUCAAGUUCUCGCCGGAGGAGGAUAUGUACAACGACGAAUCUUUGCAGUUGUUGAAAAAGGCAGGUUCCGACUUUGAAAAGCACGCGACGGCUGGUAUCGACGUCAGGGAAUUUGGGUCCAUGCUCAUUACUUCCGGCCUGGCAUACUCUGACGACGUGCACUGGAUAUCCUUCCAUUCUGGCUACGACUUCGGCUAUCUCGCUAAGAUCAUGUGGGCGCGGAAGUUGCCAUCAGACGAGGAGCAGUACCGUGAGAUCAUUCGCAUCUUCUUCCCCAACAUCUGGGACGUUAAGUUCCUACUUCGGCAUGCGCAAGGCUUGCUCCGUCGAGGUGUGCUCAAUGCGCAGGCAACCGACAUUCUCAAUCGCAUGGGCUCUCGCUCUGGACUUCAAGAUCUUGCAGAUGAGCUUGGCUGCCAGCGCAUCGGCACGCAGCACCAGGCCGGAUCUGACGCCUGGCUGACAGGUUCUGUCUUUUGGCAGAUGAAGGCGAAAAUUUUCGACAACAGCCUGCCUGCGGAGGUAAACGGCCAGAUGUGGGGACUAACAGGCGUUGGCGGCCCGGCAACGCAGGCUACUCAGGCGCUCGUUCUCGCGGCGCAAGGCCACUCUGCUGCUGCCGCCGCCGCCGCUGCGGCCAACGGUAUGGGCGGGUAUAUAAGUCGAGAGGGGCCGAGCACACCACUGACCAACGCUGCAGGCCUCGCGUCGACGCCGGGCCCGUCCCAGUAUCAGAACUCGCUUACGCCUGGUGGAGGCGGCGUAUUUGGCAACUUCCAAUAUGGAAAGUGAGCGUGCUGACGUAUGUUAUUGCUUCCAGUGUCGCGUAGACGGGCUGUACGAUGUCGAGCGGGUGCAAGGUUGUCGUCUUUAUACACCGCGGGAUAGCGCUACGACCUUGCAGACGAUGGAUCUUCCAAUAGCUGCCUUUGAUCUCUGCCUUUCGAACUCUUUCCGCACAACACCUGUGACUCUGCAUCCUCUGUUCGCGCCCGACGCUGAGCAUGGCAAGCCGCUCGACGUGGGCUAUCAAGUACAUUCACGACGCUCACCAUCUCCUUUCGGCGACAAACAACAACAUACCUCCCCGUACUUUGAUCACCGCGCAUAUUCUAGCCCGGACAUACCUAGGUCGCGGGCGAAUCUCAUGCACAGCGGCCACGAUGCCCGCAUUUUCCCUAACGCCUCCGUGCCUUCACCACCGCGUCUCCGCUUCAGUUCUGCGCAGCGAUCUGUCACAGAUUUCACACCACAUUCUACGGCCAGUUCCCCAGUGCGCCGUCGUAAAUACGUCCAUGUCCGAGGACGAGGUCGAGCUCGAUCUCGACCUCCAUAUCUCGGCCAGUAAGAUUACAGACGAUUCUUGGAGUUACUGAGCGCAUGAAGCACAAGGUUCUUUCCUGACUAUCCUCUCUUCUCCUUCUCUUAGCUGCCUUUGCUCUUUCCUUAGCUAGGUGCACAGUUAUGCCCUGGUGAGAUCGUAAAGGAUAUACCGGACGUCAAUUUUCCCUCGAUGCGUUGUCCAUGGAUGGUGUUUAGAGCGCUGCUAUCUUCAUGUACGAUUAUUUUAUGGGAGAGGCAAGGAAGCAUGGAAUGGCGCAUGCGCGAAUUGUAAACGAUUUUCCAUAGUGUGCUUUUUUCUGUGGAGUACUAGUAGGGUAUCGAGCAAGCAAUCGAGCUGAAAAUAUCAUUGGACUACCCUCUUCAAUCGAUUCUGCGAUUGUUGGUGUGCCAAUAAAACGCUGGCCGUAUCAAACAACACAGCACGUGGCGCGUGGAAUUACCACUGGGGCGGCUCAUUUUAUUAAGCAGCAAACGUGGCAAAACUUAAUGCUGCAACCAACCGCCACAGCCGAAUCGUU